Molecule: messenger RNA, 4891 nt
Organism: Globicephala melas (long-finned pilot whale)
Lineage: Eukaryota; Metazoa; Chordata; Mammalia; Artiodactyla; Delphinidae
Gene: LRFN5
Product: leucine rich repeat and fibronectin type III domain containing 5
Biological process (GO): synaptic membrane adhesion; regulation of presynapse assembly
Cellular component (GO): postsynaptic density membrane; GABA-ergic synapse; cell surface
Molecular function (GO): protein binding
Source: RefSeq, a predicted model, not a curated record
UCCUUUACCCCGUAACCGUGGGGCAGUGGGCGGUCAGCAAGUCCCCCCGUCGCAAAAGACUGGGGACGCCCCUGAAGUUCGCCUUCAUGCUCCAGAUUUUCUGCUUUCUCCCCUCCCCCUGCCUGCAACGCCCCCGCGCCUCGCCUGCCCCGGGAUUUGCCGGCGCCUGGCUGGCCCUUUACUCCAGCCCUGGGUAAAUCAGCCCGGAACUCGCCAGGCUCCGAGGCGCGGAGGGAGGCGUGGCGGCCCCGGCGAGGGUCUCGCCUGACUCCCGGAGUCUCGGCGGCGCAGCAGCUCCUGUCACUGCGGCGAGGGUCGGGCUCACGGCCGCGCGCCCCGCCGCCGCCACCGCCUCCAUGCUGCAGCGCGGGGCGCAGUUCCUCCCGGCCCGGCGGCUGCAGUCGUCCAAACACGCCGGCUCGGCAAGCCCGGAAGCCGGGCCCGCCCGGGCCACAACCACAGCGCGGGAGUCGGGCCGCCAGCCUCUCGCCUGAGCCGCGGACUCGCCCGGAAGCCGCGGGCAGCGGGCGGGGCACUGUGCAGUGGCGCGUAGGAAGACUGCCGCGGUGUGCAGAGCGGUCCGAACUGAGGACUCUGUGUGCGUGCGCGCGGGGGUGCGUGUGUUUGCGCCUGUUUUUCGUUCUUCUCUCACGGAUGGCAAUGGCUUGCAGCUGGCUGCUCCCUUAGGAUUCUAGAGUUUGUGGAGCUCUAGGUUGUGAGCACAAACCACCCAUAUAAUCCAUUUUGCACGGGCGGUUUAUAUCAGGAGAAAAAAAGCGCAACUGGACGGGGGUGGGGCAGACCAAGGAAACCUUCUGGAAAUACAAAUACGCACGCACAACACUCAUAAGAGAGAGGAAGAAUGAAAGACCUGGUAAGAUGUCUGUAACCUUCCUGCUGGCCCUUCCAUUUUUCCGGAAAGAUUCUGGAUCGUUUCUACCUUUUGAAGUCAUCUUGGCAUCUAUUUUUUUGUAAGCUCUCUCCAGCUUAGUAGCGUGCGUGAGGGCGUGUGUGUAUGUGUGCGCGCGCUUAUCUGAUGCAUUUGACUGUCUUUUGUACAACUGCCCAGAAGCAAAUGUGUUAACUCGGCGGUCCCCCUCGAUGCCUGGCUUCUCGCAGAGCGCGGAGGACGCCCAGACCCAUUUUCCAGUCUGGAUUCGGAAGGGCUGCUCAGCUUUGGACCCUUGUGUGUGGAUCGCUUUACCCAGAGGCUUGGAAAGCGCCAGUAUUAACCUGCUUACAGGUACAUCACAAGGUCACCAGAGGGUCUUGCAGCCGUCUUGUUUCUGUGCAUCUAGACCUUCCUGUCUUGGCCCGAAGGAUAUUUACGUUUCAGUCGACAUAAUUUGAAGCCAAAAGUUCAGCCUGUCGAGCUGGUUUCUGCACAAUCAAGGUAAAAAGAAUUGCCUUUCAAACUGCUUAACAAAAUCCCCGACUCUUCGACUCUUCCUUGCUGGUUCCUGGCUCUUUUGCCUCCCCACCAAAAUGUCACCAGCUCUUGAAUUACGUGGAUUUGGGUUGGAGGAGAACUUGAAGGAAACGUGAUAGAACCGCUAUGCUAGACCACUCUCUUUGCUGCCCGUGGUCCUGUGGGCAUCGAAGCCGAUCGUGAGAAGGACCAGUCACCUCCUUGCUUUUCCUUCCCCGUGCUGUACUGGGUGUGUGUGUGUGUGUGUGUGCAAGUGUGAAUGCGAGUGCGCGCGCGCCUGUCUGCGAGUGUGUGUGUGUGUUUGAGUGUGUUUCUGUGUGUGCGUGCGCGGCCGCCCUACCUCUGCCCGAUUCCUGGGUGCAGAAACGCGGGUUUCAUGGGGCGAUCGCCGCGGAUCCCCCGCCCAGCGCGACCUGCGGGCAACGGCGGCAGUGGCAGGAGCCGCCUCUCGGACUCCCUAGGAUGCGGGUGCUGAGCUAUGGCAAAGGGCAGCGAAGUGACGAGCGAGACCCACGUACGACUGUGAAAGCCACCUGGAAACACCUUGCCGGGAUUGUACCUGCGGGCAGAAAGUCUUCCUGCGCCCAUCUUUCCUCUAGAGGCACCAGGUGAUGAAAUGCUGCUGGUAUGAAGACCACAGAGCAGUGAGGAGCUGGAACUCAGUUGUAUGAUACAAGUAGAGCAAGAGUCUUGCUAAAGAGUCCCUGUAACCAUUCUGCCAGGUGUUGGGAAGAUAUGUAGUAGCUGAGCACCUUACUUCUGUCACCAUCCUCAGAAUCAACUUUGGAGAUGCUUUCACCCUGUCCGUCUUCUGCAGCAGCCAGGCCGAGUGCUGACUCCUUCUCAACAGUGAGGAACUCUUCAGACUCCAGAAGUAGCCUGCCUGUUUCCUCUUCGUGUGUUUGGCCUGGCUCUUAAAACUGAUCUACAAUGGAAAAAUUUCUUUUUUAUCUGUUUUUCAUUGGCAUAGCAGUGAAAGCUCAGAUCUGUCCAAAGCGUUGUGUCUGUCAGAUUUUGUCUCCUAAUCUUGCAACCCUUUGUGCCAAGAAAGGGCUUUUGUUUGUGCCACCAAACAUUGACAGAAGAACUGUGGAACUGCGUUUGGCAGACAAUUUUGUUACAAAUAUUAAAAGGAAAGAUUUUGCCAAUAUGACCAGCUUGGUGGACCUGACUCUAUCCAGGAAUACAAUAAGUUUUAUUACACCUCAUGCUUUUGCUGACUUACGGAAUCUGAGGGCAUUGCAUUUGAAUAGCAACAGAUUGACUAAAAUUACAAAUGAUAUGUUCAGUGGGCUUUCCAAUCUCCAUCAUUUGAUACUGAACAACAAUCAGCUGACUUUAAUUUCUUCUACAGCAUUUGAUGAUGUCUUUGCCCUCGAGGAGCUGGAUCUGUCCUAUAAUAAUUUAGAAACAAUACCAUGGGAUGCUGUUGAGAAGAUGGUUAGCUUGCACACCCUCAGUUUGGAUCACAAUAUGAUUGAUAACAUUCCUAAGGGGACUUUCUCCCACUUGCACAAGAUGACUCGGCUAGAUGUAACAUCAAAUAAAUUACAGAAGCUACCACCUGACCCUCUCUUUCAGCGAGCUCAGGUCCUAGCAACCUCAGGAAUCAUAAGCCCAUCUACUUUUGCAUUAAGUUUUGGUGGAAACCCUUUGCAUUGCAACUGUGAAUUGCUGUGGUUGAGGCGUCUGUCCAGAGAAGAUGACCUGGAGACCUGUGCUUCCCCAGCACUUUUAACUGGCCGCUAUUUUUGGUCAAUUCCUGAGGAAGAGUUUUUGUGUGAGCCUCCUCUCAUUACUCGUCAUACACAUGAGAUGAGAGUCCUGGAGGGUCAGAGGGCAACCCUGAGGUGCAAAGCCAGGGGAGACCCCGAACCUGCAAUUCACUGGAUUUCUCCUGAAGGGAAGCUUAUUUCAAAUGCAACAAGAUCUCUGGUGUAUGAUAAUGGAACACUUGACAUUCUUAUAACAACUAUUAAGGAUACAGGAGCUUUUACCUGCAUUGCUUCCAACCCUGCUGGGGAAGCAACACAAAUGGUGGAUCUUCAUAUAAUUAAGCUCCCUCACUUACUAAACAGUACGAACCAUAUCCAUGAGCCUGAUCCUGGUUCUUCAGAUAUCUCAACUUCUACUAAGUCAGGUUCUAAUGCAAGCACUAGUAAUGGUGAUACUAAAAUCAGUCAAGAUAAAAUUGUGGUGGCAGAAGCAACAUCAUCUACGGCACUGCUUAAAUUUAAUUUUCAAAGAAAUAUCCCGGGAAUACGUAUGUUUCAAAUCCAGUACAAUGGUACUUAUGAUGACACCCUUGUUUACAGAAUGAUACCUCCUACGAGCAAAACUUUUCUUGUCAAUAACCUGGCUGCUGGAACUAUGUAUGACUUAUGUGUCUUGGCAAUAUAUGAUGAUGGCAUUACUUCCCUCACUGCCACAAGAGUCGUGGGUUGCAUCCAGUUUACUACGGAAGACGAUUAUGUGCGGUGCCAUUUCAUGCAGUCCCAGUUUUUGGGAGGCACCAUGAUUAUUAUUAUUGGUGGAAUCAUCGUAGCCUCUGUGCUGGUUUUCAUCAUCAUUCUAAUGAUCCGGUAUAAGGUUUGUAACAAUAAUGGGCAACACAAGGUCACCAAGGUCAGCAACGUCUGCUCUCAAACUAAUGGGGCUCAAAUACAAGGCUGCAGUGUGACGCUGCCCCAGUCCAUGUCCAAACAAGCUGUGGGACACGAAGAGAAUGCCCAGUGUUUUAAAGUUGCCAAUGACAAUGUGAUACAAUGUUCAGAAACUUGUUCAAGUCAGGACUCCUCUACCACUACCUCUGCUUUGCCUCCUACCUGGACUUCAAGUACUUCUGUGUCCCAAAAGCAGAAAAGAAAGACUGGCACGAAGCCAAGUACCGAACCACAGAGUGAAGCUGUCACAAAUGUUGAGACCCAAAACACUAACAGGAACAACUCAACUGCCUUGCAGUUAGCUAGUCGACCUCCUGAUUCUGGCACAGAGGGACCCACAUCUAAAAGAGCACAUUCAAAGCCAAAUGCUUUGCCGACUAAUGUUGACCAGACUGUCCAGGAGACACAGAGGCCGGAGUUAAUCUGAAGAGCACCACUUCUCUCUCUCCUGAAAAAACUUGCCACUGAUAUUUUUACCAGACAAAAUUUAAAACUGUUUCAAUUCACAAAGGCUAAUUGUUGAACUGGUGUCCUAGAAGAAAUUGUCCACAGGAGCUGAAGCAGAAGUCUCUGAUGACGCGGAACUGGCUCUAUCAGACCAUGGUUAAUUCCCCUUUUAAAACCAAAAUUUUUUUUCUUCUGACCUACAAGUAUUUUCUUUUAAAGAAGGAAAGAAAAAAGCCUACAUUGGCAUCGAGUUCUGUAUCAAUCCAUGUUACAUUGCCAUCCAUGAUUUAAGACUGUAGAAUCUUGAAUAAUCUAUAUCACUUUAACAAAUAAAUGUUUUACUAUGACAGAA